Aspergillus puulaauensis is the source of this 2484-nucleotide messenger RNA. Its product is annotated as C6 transcription factor RegA. Gene Ontology annotation, biological process: DNA-templated transcription; regulation of DNA-templated transcription. Lineage: Eukaryota; Fungi; Ascomycota; Eurotiomycetes; Eurotiales; Aspergillaceae. The transcript is spliced from 3 exons. The coding region runs from base 1 to 2484 and encodes 827 amino acids. The record is from RefSeq and is a predicted model, not a curated record. Gene Ontology annotation, molecular function: DNA binding; zinc ion binding; DNA-binding transcription factor activity, RNA polymerase II-specific.
AUGGCCACUCCCCACACGCCCGUCUCCGAGGGCGGGCUAUCUAACCGCAAUCUCUACCAAUGCGGCACAUGCUCGCAGUCCUAUACACGCCUUGACCAUCUGGCACGCCAUGUCCGAUCACACACACAGGAAAAACCAUAUCAAUGCCCUACGUGCGGGAAACGGUUUGGUAGAAUUAGCGACCUGCUGAGCCGGCAUUCGGCUCUCCAUACCACAGACCGUGACUCCGCCCCUAAGAAGCGCCGCGGUAAUCAGAAUCCUGCAGUACGGGCUUCUCAGGCAUGCUGCGCCUGCGCUGAGCACCAUCUUCGCUGUGAUGAACAGAAGCCCUGUGGCCGAUGUCGACGUAGGAAAGUCCCCUGCGUACUGCCAUCUAAAGCGACGGGUGGAGGUAUGUCUAAUAGGCUGUAUGAGCCAGCGAUACCUCCAGAGCAGAAUGCAGAAGAAGGCGCUUUUAUCAGCCCUGUCGACUCUCUAGCAGGCCAGUCCUGGUCGGAACAGACGCACCAAGUAAUAGACGAUAUCAAUGUCUCGCACGACUUUUCUAGUCUUGUCGAAGACAGUAGAGACUUUUUGACGACUGCUCCAGAUCCACUGAGUGGUACCAGGACACCCCGGGGCCUGAUGACUUUCGGCUUGGAGACGGAUCUCGACCUGAGUAUUAUAGACCUGCACUUCCUGGAUUCGUAUAACAGCCAGAUCCCGUUCGAGUUUGAAGAGCUCGUGCCUACAUUAUCGGAUACUAUUCAGGAUAAUGGUGUAGAAUACAGCGAUGCUAGAGAGGAGAGGACUUCCCAAAGACUUAAAUGGCGCUUCGUGCCGGCUCCUCAAGACCAUGGAUAUUGUGAACAUGACAACCUCCUCCUACCAGCCCAGACAGACCCAUCGUCAACGCCCCAGAGCCUAGUCGGAGUCGCCAACCAAACGACAACAGAAAAGCUCGAUCUCUCCUCGCGAGACCGGAUCCUCAGCAUCGUUCUCAGCCAACUGAAACAUCCGAUCUCGGCCGCAGUGCACUCGUUCCCGUCAACGGAAUUUCUGGAUAGCCUCAUCCGAUACUACAUGACCGCCCCACUGUCCACCGCCAGCUCAUGGAUUCACCGAGCGGGGUUUCAGCCUCGGAAGGCCUGCCCAGAGCUCCUUUUAGCCAUGGCAGGUGCGGGCGCAGUGUUGACGCCAGAUGCAUCUCUACGAAAGCUCGGAUUCGCGAUGGAAGAGGUUGUUCGUCUACAGCUGCCGGGUGUAUUUGAAGAAGACAACCAGAGGAUACAUGACCUAGAGCUACUACAGGCAUACCUCAUAUAUCUCGAGGUCGGCCUAUGGAGUGGGAAUACCCGCAAGAUCGAGCUGUCCGAUGCGUUCCGGCAACCGUUAAUCACAAUGGUGCGUCGUCGAGGGAUGUUCCACCACUCUGCGUAUCCUGCUAUCUCGGUAGCCAUCGACGAGACUGGAGAUAGCUUGCAAGAAAAGUGGCACGAGUGGAUCGGACAGGAAUCCUACAAGCGACUCGCGUUUCAUUUGCUGCGUCUGGAUGCAGAGCUGUCGAUGGCCCUUCUUACCAACCCUGUAUUAUCCUACGCUGAGGUCUGCCUCCCUCUUCCGGCUCCAGAACAGCUCUGGCUUGCAGAUAACCCUUUUACAUGGAGGAAUCUAUAUUGCAAGAUAUACGCCCCUGGUGCCCCGCGCGCCCCAACCCUAACCGAGUGCAUAGCCAACAUGGACCUGAUCGAGUGUAACAAAGAUAUAAUCGACAAGCAGCUAUCAUGCGCUGCACUGCCCAACGCGCUCUGGGGUACAGUUUGGGAAUACCGACAGUUCAGCACAGUCCUCGGCACGCAAUCUCGUUACUGGGAUAAUGGUCUGUUGAUGGCAUCGCGGGCGCAACAAAUCACCAAGAUCCUCGAAUACUUCCACCUGCAGCAUAAGAGUGAAAGUGGAAUCAUCCUCCAUUUUAUCCUCAUGCAUAUGAACAUGUCUCUUGAGGAUAUCCAGUCACUCGCUACGUGUGACGACCCAAUCCGGGCCUGCGAUGAACAACCACUCUUGGGUGUUAAGUCGUGGUGUAAAUCCAGAGAGGCCCGCCAGGCUGUCUGGCACGCCAGUCAGAUUAUUCGUGAACUAAAACAUCUACCGUUUCAAGGCAUCCGAGACUUCAAGGCUAUUGCUCUGUACCACGCAAGCCUGGUGCUAUGGGCUUAUGGCAUGGCUGGGACUGAUUCCAUGCACUCGGAAGGUUCAAAUAUCUGGCUGGAUGGGGAGGAGGAUACGGAUACCCAGAGGUAUAUUGCCCUGAGCCGCGGAAUGCCGGUUAUACAGGGAGGGCUUGACGGGACUUUCAUUGCGUUGAGCCAGCCACGACGGGCUCUCGAGACGAUGAUUUAUCUGUUGCAGUCGAAUAGUCAUUCAGAGCCUGGAGCGCAACCGCCGCCUCUGGUUGCAAAUUUGAUUCUUAUUUUAGGGAAGCUUCGAGAUGUAAGCAGGUAG